This is a messenger RNA of Oryzias melastigma (Indian medaka), 2274 nucleotides long. It is a transcript of the gene arf3a, whose product is annotated as ADP-ribosylation factor 3a. Lineage: Eukaryota; Metazoa; Chordata; Actinopteri; Beloniformes; Adrianichthyidae. Gene Ontology annotation, biological process: vesicle-mediated transport; intracellular protein transport. Bases 116 to 661 code for a protein of 181 amino acids. Gene Ontology annotation, cellular component: plasma membrane; cytoplasm. The transcript is spliced from 5 exons. Gene Ontology annotation, molecular function: GTP binding; GTPase activity. The record is from RefSeq and is a predicted model, not a curated record.
GUGGAAUCCUCAAGUCAUCGCGAUACUAUCAUCCAGUCCUUUGCCUGCUGAAUCCAGCUGGUACCCUGCCUGCCAAGGACUGUUCUCUUACAGGUAAGGUGAGCCUCAGACUAUCAUGGGAAACAUCUUUGGGAACCUGUUGAAGAGCCUGAUAGGCAAAAAGGAGAUGAGGAUCCUCAUGGUGGGGUUGGAUGCUGCUGGGAAAACCACCAUUCUCUACAAGCUGAAGCUGGGAGAGAUAGUCACCACCAUACCAACAAUUGGUUUCAAUGUAGAAACAGUGGAGUACAAGAACAUCAGCUUCACUGUUUGGGACGUGGGUGGCCAGGACAAGAUCCGUCCUCUCUGGAGACACUACUUCCAGAACACGCAGGGUUUGAUCUUCGUGGUGGAUAGUAAUGACCGUGAGCGGGUGAACGAAGCUCGCGAGGAACUGAUGAGGAUGCUGGCAGAGGACGAGCUGCGAGAUGCGGUUCUCCUCGUCUUUGCCAACAAACAGGACCUCCCCAAUGCCAUGAACGCUGCGGAGAUCACAGACAAGCUGGGCCUACACUCCUUACGUCACCGCAACUGGUACAUUCAGGCCACCUGCGCCACCAGCGGGGACGGCCUCUACGAAGGCCUGGAUUGGCUGGCCAAUCAGCUGAAGAACAAAAAGUGAGGCGCCUGAACAGUAACGAGGAGAAGAGCCUGGGUCCAGCUCCAGGUAGUGUUUUUAGCGGGUCUAAUGUGUUUACAUAGAGAGGUAAUGCAGAAAAGCUCCCAGGGGGUGUUUCUCAAAGGCUGUUCUCCCCAACAACCUUUUUUUAAUUUCCUUUCUUUGCAUAUUUAUGGAACUGUGGUGAACAUUUUUAGUCAUUUGUAAACCAGUGGUGUCAGACUUGACCUCAGUGAUUUCCACUUGAAUACAGACUAAAUACUGAAUAGCUCAUACUUUAUUUGGAUAUAUUUUUAUUUAUUGAGUCGGUUUUAAGAAAAAUAAACUUCUGGUGAAAUGUAUUUAUUUAUUUAUGAAUUUUCAUUCUGUGAGUGUAUAAUGGAACUUUUCUCCUGUCACUGCAGUGUCCAUUUAAUGUAAAACAGCUUAAUGAAAAGAGAAAAAUAAAAAAAAUCUAGGAGCGGUGCGUCAGUGCUGCACGGAGAUAUCUCAGUGCUGCUGCUGUAAAUAAAAGUUUGGUUUUUAUUCAACUCGCCUGUCUCCGUGAGGGUUAAAACCAAACUGGCGUCAGUGGAGUGUGACAUCCCGACCGACGCAGACGACAGGACAGGACUGGUCGUUUUUCCAGCUCCGAUCGUUGAUUGUUUUCAGAUUGGUUUUGUGCUGCUCUCAUCAGUUUGCUUGUCAUCCUGAUUUAUUCAUUCCUGACAUCACAGUUGCUUCUCAUGUUACCCAUGUAUCACGUUGCACAAAGUAACUUACUGUUGUAAAAACGUGCGUCUUUCCGUGCUUCUGGAGCAUCCUCAUCUUCUCGUUGAUUUUUGAAUGUUGCUAACUUGACAGUUCCGCUGAAUUUCCGUUCCUUAGAUAAGAAAAAAGGUGGGAGGAUCCUAGUUCUGCAUCAUACGGCAUGUUAAUACUGUACAAGAGCUGUAAUAAAGUGAAUAAUACUGCAAUAGCCUGUUUCCCGAGACUAUAUUUGUUAGUCUAAAUUGCUGCUGCUGGUUGGAUCAAUGCUGUACUAAUAAAUGUCAAGGGUUUUGUGCAAAGUUUACAGAACAACCUCCCAAUAUGCAAAAGCAUGCUUUUCUAUGUCAGCACAGCUGUAUAUAUAUAUCUAAAUGUUCAUGUAAUAGAAGUAUACCAUGGUACUGUUUGACUUUGCUGUAGCUGGUGGGGUCAGCGUGUUGGCAGAUAACUGACAGCAGCUUGUGUGUGUGUGUGAUGUGUUACCUAUCACGUUCGGUUUGGUGUGAAAAUCAGUUUUGUGGCCUUAUUUUGCCGGUGGUUCUUUUCUCUUAGAUACCAGGUUUGUGUGUAGGAAUGUCUCACCUAUGAUCUGUGACAGUUUCAUGGCAGGAAAUUUAGUUUUGACUGAUUAUUGACUGACAGGAAUUGGCAAGCGACAAAAAACAAAGCUGCUCAGCAUUCCAAAAAAUUAUGUUAUUUGUUUUUUUUUUCUCCAUAAGCUGUCAAAUAAUGUAACUAACUCCAAUGAGAAAAGUAGAAAAAUAUUGUUAUAUUAGGAGUGGGAAGGAGAAGUCACCCAGUCUGGGUGAGUGUUGAAUUUAUGGUGAUAUCUGGCACUUCAUUGAUCAAUAAAAGUUCAAAAAAUC